This is a messenger RNA of Spinacia oleracea (spinach), 660 nucleotides long. RefSeq lists its product as uncharacterized. The transcript has 3 exons. The record is from RefSeq and is a predicted model, not a curated record. NCBI's taxonomy places the organism in Eukaryota, Viridiplantae, Streptophyta, Magnoliopsida, Caryophyllales, Amaranthaceae. Bases 1 to 660 code for a protein of 219 amino acids.
AUGAAAGACAAAAGUGUCUAUUUCUUUGAUAAUAUGCUUUUGGAACCAAAAGAGAUGGAACAAAGGAAGAAAGCUUAUUCUGUCUUGUGUUCUUCAUUGGAAAAACUACUGAAAAAUAUGGAUAACAUUCAUCAUGAAGAUAUUAAAAGCUUCAAAUUUAUCCCGGUCGGUGGUAAUUGGAAGCGAGGUGCUUAUGACAAAGACUGUUGUGUCUAUUUGAUGAUGUUAAUGAUGGUUUUUCAUGGUGUUGAAACGGUACAAGAUGGUGUUGGGAUUUUUGACUUUGAUCCCUUGGCAGAUGAAGAUUUCAGGAAGUUUCUCAGGGCUUGUAUUUGUGGCACCAUUGUGUUGUCAGAUUUGAAUUGUUACAGAGAUGAAUAUCUGAAACGAAUGGUUGCAUUCAGGAAAUACAGGAAACAAGAUGUUUUGGAUGCCCUAAUUAAACAAAGGGAAGAGUUGACGCAGAAAUACAUGAAUGAUGCUUCAAAAAUUGAAAUUGUUGCAAGAAAUAGUUCAGCAAGGAAAUCCAAACAUGUUGAAACAGAAGAUGAAGCUGAGACAGAUGUCAAUGUUGAAGGGAAAGGACGUGGCAAAGGCGGGAGACGCACCCGAGGAGGCAGACACGGGAAGGCACGUGGACGAGGUGCUUCACGUGGUUAA